This is a messenger RNA of Anopheles moucheti, 1008 nucleotides long. RefSeq names its product myoglobin-like. NCBI's taxonomy places the organism in Eukaryota, Metazoa, Arthropoda, Insecta, Diptera, Culicidae. The coding region runs from base 173 to 679 and encodes 168 amino acids. The transcript has 4 exons. The record is from RefSeq and is a predicted model, not a curated record. Gene Ontology annotation, molecular function: heme binding; oxygen binding.
GCCGCGUUUGUGUCGUGCAGGAGCGUUUUCGCGUGCUGGAAUUUUGUAAAGGAAAAUAAACCCCGAAGGGAGUACGGCAAACGGGCGGCGAAGAUUCAACAGUGCACAGUCCGGUAGUGCCGAGGAAACGGUGAAAUUGAACGGUGAACGGAAGGCGCAAAGCAGAUCAAACAUGUCCGGACCAUCGUCGUUAGUUGGUUCGGAUGAGGAGGAGCAAACCAAUUACCACGCACCGGAUGAGACCGGUCUAACGAAAUCACAAAAGGUGGCCCUGGUCGCGGCCUGGAGUAUCGUCAAGAAGGAUCUGGUAACGCAUGGACGUAAUAUAUUCGUGAUGUUCUUUGAAGAGUAUCCACAGUAUUUGGACUAUUUUGACUUUGCCACCGGCAGUGUGGGUGAGCUCUGGGAGAACAGAUCCCUCCAUGCGCAUGCACUGAACGUGAUGAACUUUAUCGGCACACUCAUCGACUACGGACUUAAUGAUCCUGCCCUGCUCAAGUGUAGCCUGGCGAAGCUGGUACGGAAUCAUCGGAAGCGUAACGUUACCAAGGAAGAUGUCGGUGCUGUCGGAGGGGUUAUAAUGCGUUACUGCUUGAAGGCACUGGAACAACAUCGAACGAAAACGCUAGAGGAAGCGUUCGGCGCAUUCCUGGGCACUGUUGCGGCCGCGUUUGAGUGAGCAACGGAUCCGUGUGUUCAAAGUCAUCAGCCUUUGUGUUACCAUUGACAUCACCAGUCACCAGUCACCAUCAUCAUCAUCCACUAAUAACUACAACAGCGAAUCGAGAGGCUCUAACGCGAUCAACGAGGCUAACAAAACCGUUGGCGAACAAUUAUCUUGAUCAUCAAGGGGUAGUACGCUGGUGUUCAACGCUUUAGCAUCACGUCCAUCAGCGCUGCAGCUGAUGGGUGCGCGAUGAUGAAGCACAUCGGUCAGCGACCCAUUGCUCUCUAGCAAAACAUUCCUACGUGAGACGUGCGGCUUUUUAUGAUCAGCGAAGAAUAAAA